AAGAACAGAAAAAAAGCAUCAGCAAGUCAUUGAAAUGAAGUUCAUGGUUAAAUAUGAUUCCAUUAACCUCAAAUUUCCAGCUCAUGCCACCACCUUCCAAGUUGUAACCAGAGUUUGGGGACGACAAGAAUAUAGAGAGAGAGAUAGAGAUAGAGAGAAAGAAAGAAACAAAGAAAGAAAAAGAAAGUAUUUUUGCCACCAAAAACUGGAAAACUUUUUUUCCUUUUUCAUUUGGGACCUCGAAAAUCCUUGUUGGCUGUUGCCUCUAUAAAUCAAGUGGGUCAGAGUUUGUUGUUGUUUUUCGAGAGGUCCUACAAUCCCACUUGUUAGUCCUUUGCUCCUUCUCUCUCUCUCUCUCUCUACCCUCUGUUUAGUGUUUACCUUCACUACUUGUUUUUAAAUAUAUAUAUAUAUUUUCCAAACUACUCCCCUUUUCUAUGCUUUCUUCUCUACUAUCUAUAUCCGAAAAAGGAAGAUCCAUUCUUUUUCUUAAUCUGGGUAUUGGAAUUUUUUGUUGUUUUUUAUUUAGUUGUUGAAGUUGAAAGAAAGUGUUUACUUCUUUGUAUGCUGUUAAACUCUUCUUUUUUUUUUUUUGGUGGAUUUCUUUGUAUGAGGAAAGUGGGGGUGUUUCCUUUGAACUGAAGUAUCUGGGUCUUUCUGAUAUUUGACUAACUUUGCUUGGUUGUUUUGUGAUUAUGGUGGUUUUGGAUUUUGGAUUUGAUGGGUUGAUUUUUUGGGAAAUCUCGAGAGGUGGAAGGUAAUUGGGUUUUUUUUAAAAAAAGGGGGUUCUUAAAUUUGUUUUUGGAUUAGUUUGAACUUUAGAUUUCAUGCUUGGUCCAAGACAAUGGAGAUGUUUAUGGCCAGAUUUUUAUUUCUUUAGCAUUGGCUGCUAUAUCUUAGUGAAAUAAUAUGAAGAACUUCCUCAAGAAACUGCAUAUGAUGUCUAAUCAAUCGGAAGAUGUACAAGGGUCAACUUCAUCGAAGAGUAACAAGUCCAGUGAUGUAUCAUCAUCUAGUGAUAGGCCUUUACAGUCAAGGCCUCAUCAUAGUCCUGACAACAAUAAACCAUUAUCUGGUCUUUCCAAUUGGUUAAAUUCAGUUGCUAAUAGAAAAAGUCCCAGUCCACCAUCUUCUUCAAAUGUGAAGAGGGAGGAAACUAUGGACCCUGCUGAUUUAGCUACUACUAGUGCUUUAGAGGCUGCUUUGGAUGCAGUAAGGCGUGAUUCAGGGUCUAGUAACUCAAGGGAUCCUGAUGUAGAAGAGGAAUAUCAAAUACAACUGGCUUUGGAGUUGAGUGCCAGAGAGGAUCCUGAGGCAGCUCAGAUUGAAGCUGUUAAGCAAAUUAGUUUAGGCUCUUGUGCUCCAGAGAAUACCCCAGCUGAAGUUAUUGCAUAUAGAUAUUGGAAUUAUAAUUCCCUUGAUUAUGAUGACAAGAUCCUGGAUGGCUUUUAUGAUCUGUAUGGAAUUCUAACUGAAUCCACUUCAGAAAGAAUGCCUUCACUUCUUAUUCUGCAAGGGACGUCGGUGUUGGACAAUGUCUCUCAGGAAGCAGUUUUGGUCAAUAGGGCUUUUGAUGCAAAUUUGUUGAAACUUGAACGAAAAGCACUAGUGAUGACUGCAAAGUUAAGAUCAGAACCUUUGGCUUUUGUAAGCAGCAAUCUGGUGCAAAAACUUGCAGUUCUAGUUUCUGAUUAUAUGGGUGGACCUGUUGCUGAUCCAGACAAUAUGUCACGAGCCUGGAGAAGUCUUAGUUACAGUUUAAAAGCUACCCUGGGCAGCAUGGUUUUGCCUCUUGGCUCUUUAACAAUUGGGUUGGCUCGUCAUCGUGCAUUGUUAUUCAAGGUUUUGGCUGACAGUGCUGGCAUUCCUUGCCGGUUGGUGAAGGGUCAGAGAUACACAGGUUCUGACGACGUAGCAAUAAAUUUUGUGAAGAUUGAUGAUGGAAGGGAAUACAUUGUUGACCUAAUGGCUGAUCCUGGCACACUUAUUCCUUCUGAUGUAGCUGGAUCUCAUGUGGAAUAUGAUGAUUCUUUCUUUUCCAGUCCUUUGUCUAGAGACAUUGAUUCAUCUCAUAUGGCCUCUUCUAGUAGUGGGGUUGGGAGUUCUAUUGAAGAUAAUUCUGAAUUUGGGACAAUGGAGAGGAGAUCCAGGUUAAAAAAUUUUGCUGCUGGAGGAAACCAAUCUGAUGAAAGAGGUGAUUUUAAUGCUUUUGUAGAUUUAUCUGGGGCAACUACAAAACUGGAGCAAUCCAAGGAACCCAUAGAAGACCUGAAAGUCCCUUACAACAUGGAGAAGGUGCUUGUUCGAGAGCUUCCAAACAGACCUAGUUAUCCUUAUGCACAUGCGAGAUCUCCUUCCUGGACAGAAGGUAUUAGCUCUCCUGCCGUGCGUAGGAUGAAGGUGAAAGAUGUCUCACAGUAUAUGAUUGAUGCUGCCAAGGAGAAUCCACAAUUAGCUCAAAAGCUUCAUGAUGUAUUGCUUGAGAGUGGUGUUGUCGCUCCUCCCAACUUAUUUACUGAGAUUUAUUCCGAGCAGUUAGCUAGAUCGACUGUUGAAGUCAGGUUGUCAGCUGAGACUAAGGAUGAAAGCAGACAGAGCACUGGGCUUCGUGAAGCUAAGAAUCAAAAUGAUUUUGGACCUUCUCAUUGCUUGCCUCCUCUACCCCAUCGCAAAGUAUAUGCUAAAGCAAGCUCUCCUCAUAACCAACCUGAGCAUCUUAUACAUGGGGAAGGCCUAAGGAUCACUUAUCCAGUGGAUACCAGGGAAGCCAUUGGACCUCCUGUGUCAUCACAAGUUGAUGCAGUUCCCAUUCAAUAUUCCAGAAAUGUUCCAGUUGCUGCAGCAGCGGCAGCAGCGGCUGCUGUUGUUGCAUCUUCAAUGGUAGUUGCUGCAUCAAAGUCUUGCACUGAUUCAAAUGUUGAACUUCCUGUAGCAGCUGCUGCUACUGCUGCUGCUGCUAUGGUGGCAACUAGUGCAGCGGUGUCUAAGCAAAAUGAGCAUAAUGAUGUAGUUGCUGACUCAGCUGGCAGUGAGCCACGAGGUAGUGGUGAAAGGGAGCAUGAUGCUUUGGGGGUCAAUUCUGAAGGUGAGAGAAUAUCUGAUAAAUCAGCUGGUAAUGAUAGUUCAAAGUCGGAUGUUGCACUUGAAGAUAUUGCAGAUUGUGAGAUUCCAUGGGAGGAUAUCACCUUGGGCGAGCGUAUUGGACUUGGAUCAUAUGGUGAGGUUUAUCGUGGAGACUGGCAUGGGACUGAAGUUGCUGUGAAAAAGUUCCUGGAUCAAGACAUAUCUGGGGAAUUACUUGAAGAAUUUAAAAGCGAGGUCCUAAUCAUGAAAAAAUUAAGACAUCCCAAUGUUGUUCUUUUCAUGGGAGCUGUAACUCGUCCUCCAAACCUUUCAAUUGUAACAGAAUUUCUUCAUAGAGGUAGUUUGUAUAGGUUACUCCACCGGCCAAACAAUCAAUUAGAUGAGCGGAGGCGUUUGAGAAUGGCACUUGAUGCUGCUCGGGGAAUGAAUUACCUGCACAAUUGCACUCCGAUGAUAGUACACCGUGAUUUGAAGACCCCAAAUCUUUUAGUUGAUAAAAAUUGGGUUGUAAAGGUUUGUGAUUUUGGUUUAUCACGGAUAAAGCACAGCACAUAUCUAUCAUCGAGGUCAACUGCAGGGACGGCUGAGUGGAUGGCUCCAGAAGUACUACGAAAUGAACCUUCAAAUGAGAAGUCUGAUGUAUAUAGCUUCGGAGUUAUCUUAUGGGAGCUCUCUACAUUACGACAACCAUGGGGAGGGAUGAAUCCAAUGCAAGUUGUUGGUGCAGUAGGAUUUCAGCAUCGUCGACUUGACAUUCCUGAUGACAUGGAUCCGACUAUUGCAGAAAUUAUUAGAAGGUGUUGGCAGACGUUUUGAGUAGGGAGAGAUACUAGAAGAAAGAAAAACGUGUAGAGAGAUUGGAUAAUUUGUUCUCCCUCCAUAUGUUAGAAUUUAUCAGAUUCUUUUAUGAAGUUUUGCUGUAAAAAAAAAUUCUGUAGAAGUUUGAUAGUUUUGUUUGACACUUUUCAGUGGUCAAUGGAUUGAUUUCGUCAAUUCAAAAUGCAGUCAAUCUGUUGGUUCCAUGGUAUCCCCUAGGUUUAUAUGCUAGUAACUAUCAUUUGAGGUAAAAUUUAUGAUGUUUUAUUCAGCAAUAGUGUUCCCAUAUAUAUACAAAGAUUAGUUUCCCUCUAACAAUAUUAUUAAAUGAAUACAGGAAGUCAAGAAAGAAAUAAGAGAAUAAAUCAGAGAAUUUAACUCCUAAAAUUAUAAUUAUUGUCCUAAAAUAUCUCCUAACUACUUGUUUCCUCACAUUGCCCUUGAUGUGGUUUAGAGAAGAAAACAAGCCUAAUUAAAUAAAUAGGUUUGUACAACGAGUUAGAAAAGUUGGAACUUUAGAAAGUUGGAACUUUAGAAAACAUAGGGUUAUAGAAAACCUCGAGAUUUCUUUACUAAUUUAAAGAUAAUAAUUAGAAAAGUUGUUGAUAAGGGAGCAAGCGGAAGACAAUCGUAUUCAAAUUGUUUGACUCAAGAAAGAAAGAUUCGGAUCUGACCUGAAAAGAAGAAACCAAAUAAAUUUAGAAAAACAAGAAAAACAAAGAAAAUAACUAAAAUAAAAAAUUUAAGAAUAAAAAAUAAAUAAUUAAAAUAAUAAAUAAACAGAUAGAAUAAGAAGUGGAAGAUGGAUAGAAUAAA
Messenger RNA from Gossypium arboreum, 4716 nucleotides. RefSeq names its product probable serine/threonine-protein kinase SIS8. Lineage: Eukaryota; Viridiplantae; Streptophyta; Magnoliopsida; Malvales; Malvaceae. The record is from RefSeq and is a predicted model, not a curated record. Gene Ontology annotation, biological process: protein phosphorylation. The transcript is spliced from 13 exons. Gene Ontology annotation, molecular function: protein kinase activity; ATP binding. Bases 910 to 3900 code for a protein of 996 amino acids.